Vombatus ursinus (common wombat) is the source of this 1380-nucleotide messenger RNA. Its product is annotated as cytochrome P450 2F2-like. The record is from RefSeq and is a predicted model, not a curated record. The transcript has 9 exons. Gene Ontology annotation, cellular component: cytoplasm; intracellular membrane-bounded organelle. Gene Ontology annotation, molecular function: iron ion binding; heme binding; oxidoreductase activity, acting on paired donors, with incorporation or reduction of molecular oxygen, reduced flavin or flavoprotein as one donor, and incorporation of one atom of oxygen. NCBI's taxonomy places the organism in Eukaryota, Metazoa, Chordata, Mammalia, Diprotodontia, Vombatidae. The coding region runs from base 1 to 1380 and encodes 459 amino acids. Gene Ontology annotation, biological process: xenobiotic metabolic process.
AUGGCCAGAGUAGGGGCAGCCCCAAGCCAGACCCUCAGCAAGGAAACUUCUUGUCUGGCUGGAGAAAUGAGGCCCUCCCCUCCGCAGAGGGAACUGACUGAGAACCCUCCAGGGACUGUGUAUGGAAAAGGAGAACGGUGGAAGCAGCUCCGAAGAUUCCCCAUCUCCACCCUGAAGAAUGCUGGCAUGGGGAAGCGCAGCCUGGAGGAGAGAAUGCGUGAAGAAGCUCGACACCUGUGUGAGGAGUUCCAGAACACAGGGGGUGCCCCCUUUGACCCCACCUUCUUCUUAAGCUGUGCGGGAUCCAACAUCAUCUCCUCAUUGGUCUUUGGGGACCACUUUGCCUAUGAUGACCCUAAAUUCCUGGAGCUAAUGGCCCUGAUCAAUGGCAACUGGAGAAUCAUGAGCUCCUUCUGGGGACAAGUAACUUGGGGAGCAGAGAUAUUGCCGGUGCAAGUCCCUUGGCUGUGCCUGCUAGGUGCCAGUUUCCUGCGGCUCUCUGGGAUUGAGAGCCUGCCUCACAACUUCUGCUUUCUUCCCUACCGGAUCCUCCUCUUCAUAUUUCCAAAGAUCACGGGUCUACUCCCAGGGCCACACCGGCAGAUUUUCCGCAACUCUCUGAAACUAGAGGCCUUUGUCAAUAACCGUGAGGCUAAAAAUCGGAACUUCCUGGACCCAGCCAAUCCCCGGGACUACAUCGACUGUCUCCUGAUCAAAAUGGAACAAGAAAAGAAUAACCCCCAGAGUCACUUCAAUGCUCAGACUCUUUCUAAGAUAGCAGUCAAUCUGUUCUUCCCAGGGACAGGAACCGUGAGCUCGACUCUUCGCUACGGACUCCUCAUGCUUCUCAAACACCCCGAUGUGGAAGCCCGACUCCACGAGGAAAUUGAUGAGGUAAUUGGGCCAAGCUGGCUCCCCAGCAUGGAGGACCGGGCCAAAAUGCCCUAUAUGGAUGCUGUCAUCCAUGAGAUCCAGCGCUUUGCAGACAUUGUCCCAAUGUCAGUGCCUCACACAGUCACUCGGCCCACCACAUUCCAUGGCUACCACCUCCCCAAGGAUUUGAACAUCAUUCCCCUGCUGCGUACAGCUCACUUUGACCACACGCAGUUCAAAGACCCGGAGAAGUUCAACCCUGAACACUUUCUGGAUGAACAGGGAAGAUUUAAUAAGAAUGAAGCUUUCCUGAUCUUCUCUGCAGGGAAGCGGCUGUGUCUGGGAGAAGGCCUGGCCCUCACCGAGCUCUUCAUUUUCCUCACGAGCCUCCUGCAACGCUUCUCUCUAAGCAUAGAUGGGCCCAGGGAUGCCUUAGACUUAUUGCCUGAAUCCCAGGGCUUGGGCAGUCUCCCUAGGCCCUACAAACUCUGUCUGCUGCCCCAUUAA